Lactuca sativa (garden lettuce) is the source of this 1279-nucleotide messenger RNA. Its product is annotated as PGR5-like protein 1A, chloroplastic. Gene Ontology annotation, biological process: photosynthetic electron transport in photosystem I. Gene Ontology annotation, cellular component: chloroplast thylakoid membrane. Lineage: Eukaryota; Viridiplantae; Streptophyta; Magnoliopsida; Asterales; Asteraceae. Gene Ontology annotation, molecular function: oxidoreductase activity, acting on iron-sulfur proteins as donors. The record is from RefSeq and is a predicted model, not a curated record.
AAAAUGAUUUCAAUUUGCAAUUCUUACCCUCCAAUCCACCACCAUCACGGCCACCGGCGAAGAUGGCCUCCAAAUUGGGUUUCACCAUAACCUCUUCUCGUUUCUUCACUGCUCCUUUUCGAAGACCUUCUGUUGGGUUGUCUUUGUCUGGUUCUAAUCGGUUCGCUGCGUCCAAAGUUCACUCUAUCCAGUUGAUCCGAAGGGAGCUUGUGAGUCGACGGAGAUUGAUUAUUCUUUCCCCAAAGGCGACAACUGAUCAACCAGGUCAAGUUAAAGACGAUGAAGUUGUCGAUAGCAACAUAAUGCCUUAUUGCAGCUUAGAUAAACAACAGAAGAAGACAAUAGGAGAAAUGGAACAAGAAUUUCUCCAAGCAUUACAAUCAUUCUAUUACGAAGGAAAAGCCAUCAUGUCAAAUGAGGAAUUCGAUAACCUCAAGGAAGAACUAAUGUGGGAAGGAAGCAGUGUUGUAAUGCUAAGCUCUGAUGAACAGAAGUUUCUAGAGGCUUCAAUGGCUUAUGUAUCUGGUAACCCCAUAAUGACUGAUAAAGAGUAUGACCAAUUAAAGAUGCAAUUAAAGAAAGAUGGAAGUGACAUAGUGGCUGAAGGUCCACGAUGCAGUCUUCGUAGUCGGAAGGUUUACAGUGAUCUUUCAGUUGAUUAUCUCAAAAUGUUCCUCAUAAAUGUCCCAGCUGCUGUUGUUGCAUUAGGAUUAUUCUUCUUCCUGGAUGACAUCACUGGUUUUGAAAUCACAUACCUUUUGGAGCUUCCAGAGCCAUUUAGUUUCAUCUUCACAUGGUUUGCUGCUCUUCCCUUGAUAUUAUGGCUAUCCUUCACGCUUACCAAUGUCAUUGUCAGAGACUUUUUGAUCUUGAAGGGUCUUUGUCCAAACUGUGGUACUGAGAACACUUCAUUUUUUGGAACUAUAUUAUCGAUUUCCAGUGGGGGGACCACAAACACAGUCAAAUGCACAAACUGUCAAACCCCACUUGUGUUUGAUCAAGAUACUCGUUUGAUAACAUUGCCUGAAGGAAGUGAAGCUUGAGUUGAGGUAAUUUAUGUUUCAAGGAAGAUGCUAUUGUAAAUGUAACUAGGUUUUUUUAGGAAGUGUUGCAUAAGCGUGGAUUCGCGUUGAAUAUAGUUGAUGUAUGUUCAUGUGUAUAACAUGGUAACAUGGAUUAUAUAUAUGUUCAUAUAUGUAUAUUUGAUAUUGGGUGAUGACUCUGUUUGUAAAAAAGGCAGAGUGUUUAAGUUUAAGUAAUAACAUCCCAUUUUAUAAAA